AUGUACGAGGCUCCAAUAGUUGGAGACCGAGGGACCCAACUCUCAGGUGGUCAAAAACAGAGGAUUGCACUAGCUCGAGCCAUGAUAAAAGAUCCCCAAAUCCUUCUUUUAGAUGAGCCCACAAGUGCCUUAGACCCCGAGUCUGAGACCAUAGUUCAACAGGCCAUUGACAAGAUUUCAAUGGGCAGAACCACCAUUGUUAUUGCUCAUCGGCUAGCAACAGUAAGAAAUGCUCAAACAAUUGUUGUUCUUGAUCGUGGAUCCAUGGUAGAGGUUGGCAAUCAUCACCAGCUCAUGGAAAAUGCUGGACUGUACUAUAAUCUUGUCAAGCUUGCUUCUGAAGCGGUUUUAAAACCUGUGGCAAAACAAAAUGAGAUUCAAAAGGAUGCUGAGUUCUCCGCAUAUGAAAAAUCAGUCCACGAUGUAUCAAGAGCAAAUAAUGCAUAUGAAAUUUCAAGAUCUAAAUACUUGAAAUCUAUGCCGGGAGAAGACCAAGUAGAGGAGGAGAAACAAAAAAAACAAGAAAAGCCAAGAACAUAUCGACUUUCAGAGAUAUUGAACCUGCAGAGACCAGAAUUUAUCGUGCUGUUAAUAGGUCUGACUUUGGGUAUGCAUGCAGGUGCUAUUCUCUCCAUCUUUCCCUUGAUUCUGGGCCAAGCACUAAAAGUCUACUUCGAUCCAGAGACACAUAAGUUGAAAAAAGAAGUUGGGAACCUUUGCUUGGUACUGGUUGGACUUGGCCUUGGAUGUAUAAUCUCCAUGACUGGCCAGCAAGGUUUCUGUGGUUGGGCUGGUGCAAAGCUCACCAAGAGGGUGAGGGGUCUUUUAUUCCAAGCUAUAUUGAAACAAGAACCGGGUUGGUUUGAUUUUGACAAGAAUUCCACUGGCAUACUUGUUUCAAGGCUCUCAAUUGAUUGUGUCAGUUUUCGGUCAGUGCUUGGUGAUCGGUUCUCUGUUCUAUUAAUGGGUUUGAGUUCAGCUGCUGUGGGGCUUGGUGUGUCAUUUUUUAUUGAAUGGAGAUUAACCCUCUUGGCUACUGCUCUCACUCCGUUCACGCUUGGCGCAAGCUAUUUCAGCUUGCUUAUUAAUGUUGGCCCUAAAGUAGAUAACAGUUCAUACGCCAAAGCUAGCAGUAUCGCUGCAAGUGCCGUGUCAAAUGUGAGAACAGUGGCAACAUUCUCAACUCAAGAACAGAUAGUUCAAUCCUUUGACAGAGCUUUGUCUGAGCCAAAGAAAACUUCAGUUAGGCGAUCUCAAAUUCUUGGACUAGCCCUUGGGAUCUCUCAAGGUGCCAUGUAUGGAGCUUAUACUCUCACUCUCUGGUUUGGUGCUUACCUUGUGAAACAAGGCCAUGAGAAUUUAGGUGAUGUAUGUAAGAUCUUUCUAAUACUUGUUCUGAGCUCCUUUUCUGUUGGACAACUGGCUGGCCUUGCACCGGAUACUUCCAUGGCCUCAAAUGCAAUCCCUGCUGUUUUUGAUGUCAUUAAUCGUAGGCCUUUGAUAGGAAAUGAUCACCAGAAAGGAAAAAAGAUUGAAAGGUCGAAGCCAUUUGAUAUUGAAUUCAAGAUGGUGACGUUUGCAUACCCUUCAAGGCCUGAUGUGAUUGUGUUGAGAGAUUUUUGCCUCAAGGUCAAAGGUGGAAGCAUGGUGGCCCUGGUAGGAGGAAGUGGAUCUGGGAAAUCAACAGUGGUAUGGAUGGUACAGAGGUUUUAUGAUCCAAUUCAAGGGAAAGUAUUGAUGGCUGGUAUGGAUUUGAGGGAGCUUGAUUUGAAGUGGUUGAGGAGGCAAACAGCUUUGGUGGGUCAAGAGCCAGCUUUGUUUGCUGGGACCAUCAGAGAGAAUAUUGUGUUUGGGAAUACUAAUGCUUCAUGGGCAGAGAUUGAAGAAGCCGCAACGGAAGCUUACAUUCACAAGUUUAUCUCUGGCCUCCCUCAAGGCUAUGAAACUGAGGUAUGA
Messenger RNA from Ilex paraguariensis (yerba mate), 1956 nucleotides. The record is from the annotation of a GenBank genome assembly. Lineage: Eukaryota; Viridiplantae; Streptophyta; Magnoliopsida; Aquifoliales; Aquifoliaceae.